CUGGCUGUUGCCAGGUAACUGUGGGGCGGAGUUUAGACAAAAUGCUAACCCUGUGGAGACCCUUUUUGGCAUCUUGCUGUUGAGUUUUUUCUAGGGCCACAGAAAAUGAUGAUGCACAAAGUACCGAAGUUCUGCAUGUUUAGCUCCCAGGUCAUUAUACGGAUUGUUAACUUUUCCCAACUCUGUGUGGGAUUAAUUGGGAGCAAUCACGUGUUCGCACCAUAUUGCUUGCCUCCCUUAAUUAAGAGGCAUAACCCUGUGAUCUACUGAUGACAAAAGGGGCGGCGGCUCUUCAGUUACCAGCCAGCAGCCAAGGAAGGAAAGGGCUCAAAAAACAAUGCCUGAGAAGGAAAGCAACCACAGAGGGCAGGACCCCAGCCCAGUGUCUGCAGAGAGAGACCCUGGGCCCAGCUUCUCUCUCCCAGAGAGGACGGAUUCUCAGCCUUUAGCUCAAUCUCUGGGGUCGCUAUUUACUGCUUGACAAGAUCUGCCUAAGAAUGGAAAAUAUGUAUGUUAGGGAGAAUUAAAUAACACCCUGGUUAGUUUAAAACAACAAAAAAAAACAAACAAAACCCUCUCCAUUCAUGAUUACAUAUCUAUAUUUUUAAUUCUUCCAUUCAAAAAUAAAUUUUAAAAAUUAAAACAUUGUCUACAAUAUAAAUAUCUUCAAUGGUAAAGCUCUUUAAGAAUAAAUUUAUUUACUUUGUCCUUGUCAGGAAAGCUAGAAACGGGAGCGUGUGGUUCUGUGCCUCAAAAGACCCAUCACUUCCAUAAAUGAACGGGUCUGAUCAGAUUGCUACAGUGUUCAAAGGUUUAUUUUUGUGCAUCGGCUUAGCAAGCUAGGUGGUACAGAGAUGGGAAGGAAAGAGUAGGGACAAGAGAAAUAAAGAAGACAACAUUCCAGAAAACCUCCGAAGCAAGGAUUCUCAGAACAUUUUGAAACGCACCUGCCUGAAAGCGCUAACGGGGUGGUUCUCAACCUAUGGGUCGUGACCCCCGGGAAGUCACAUGACUUUUUCGCAAGGUUGUCUAAGACCGGCAUAUUUCUGAGCUCAUAGACAGCCUGGUCUACAAAGUGAGUUCCAGGACAGCCAGGGCUAUACAGAGAAACCCUGUCUCGAAAAACCAAAACCAAAACCAAACAAAACAAACAAACAAAAGACCAUAGCAAAACACAGAUAACUACACUAUGAUUUGUGACAGAAGCAAAAAAAGAGAGUUAUGAAGUAAUAAUGAACGGAAUCUUAGGGGAGAUCACCACAACAUGAGGCUCACAGGAAGGCUGGGAAUCACUGCACUGCUCUAAGGAUGGUCUGCUGCCCAGUGGCACAGGACUUCUAAGUGUCCCUGAGAUAUUCUCACUCUCUGUUUCCAGUGCCUUAGUAUAAGCUGCGAAUGUGGCACAUAUGACUUUUCCUUUCUGCCCUUGACUUCCACCUAGUAAUUCCUAUCAACCCUCAAGUGCACAAAGCCACUUCCUCCAGGAAGCCUCCCACCACCCAAUACACACACACACACACACACACACACACACACACACACUCACACUCACACACUCACACACACUCAUCGAUCUCUAGGCACUGUGUCAUUCACUACAAGUCAACUUGUCUGGGACUGGGUUGAAACUGUAGAUUCCAUGACAGUAAAGAACAUGUUUGUCUUGGUUUUAGAUGAGAAUUUUCUCUCAAUCUUGGUUCUAAGUAAAUAAUUGUCAAGCCCGUGAAUAAUGAACAAAUGAGCUAGGAAGUAUGAAUGAAGAAGAUUUGAAUAGAUUAAUAUUUUCUAAUGUAGUAUAGUUAGACUCUGAGAUUCCAAGCAGAGGUGGGGCUCUGAUGUUUAGGAGACAUUGGGAGACAUAAGCAGAGUUAACGCAGCUCAUUGGUUGCAGGACUUCUCGGAGCAUUUGAACUGCUAAAGAGCGUGAAAUCUCUAGGGUGAGGUGGGAAACUGGCAGGCCCAAUGAUGUCACCCAGAACCACUGAUCAGAGACUCCAUUUCUGCAACAGAACGUUUUAUAAGAUCAGUGUUCUAAGGAGCCUGCACUGGGGGAAACCACAGAAGAAAACAAAUAGGGGAACAGUCUUGACUGAUGGGAAGGUGGAUGGGGGGAAACAUUAAAACUAUAUAAAAUGUUAGGUCAACUUUAAUAGCAGAAAACUUAGCACAAAGCACAGAUGCCAUUCGAGAUGAGCAGGAGGAGUGUGCAGGGUCAGGAUGAGCCACCAGGGUCGAAUGAUUUGGAUGUUAUGUCACACUGAAGGAAUACAAGCUGUGAAAAGGCUGUCACACACUAGCUCGAUUAUAAAAAGAUGAUUCAUGUGGCAUUCUGGAAAAUAAAGAGGAAGGUUUUGCAGCUAGAAAGCCAACGAGGUUAUUGUGAUAGUUCUAGUGAGAGAGGCUUCAAGUGUAGACCAGAGAAAUGGCCACUGGUAUAAAAGAGGAAACUAGACAGAUGCAUUCGAGGGUCAGAAGCUCCUAUGGGAAAGAGUAAGGCCCAGAGAGAGCUUCAGACACAAGCCAAUGCUCAAGAUGUAAGUCAAUAGAGAAGAGAAAAGAAGAAAGCACCCCACAACCAACCAGCAGUUCACAACCACCUGUAACCCCAGCUGCAACAUUUCUGAGGAACUUGCUGGCCUCUAUAUGCCUACACACAUGUAUACACAUACACAUUCACACACACAAACACACACCAGCACACAAACACAUAAUAUGCACAUACCGGCACAUUCACAUACAAAUACUUACAUAACAACUCACAUACAUAUAAAUAUAUACACAAAAACAUAUGCAUAGCAACAUAUACACACACAAACACAUAUAAAUACCAACACAUACACAAACGCAUAUACACACACAAACAUAUAUAUAUAUAUAUAUAUAUAUAUAUAUAUAUAUAUAUAUACACCAACACAUACACACAUAAACACAUGCCCAUACACAGACACACACACACACACACACACACACACAUCUUAUACAUAUACAAAACAAGAUGAAUCUUUUAAAAUAUAAAGGCUACCCUUAUACCAGGGCUGUGUGAUGGCAUGACAGUUACUUGACACAACUCUGAAAACUUUAUGAGAACAGAAACCAUAUCCAUUUAAUUCAUGUCUGUAUGUCCAGGGCCUGCAUAUACAUGGUAAGUUGAAAAUAACCAGUGACUGACUGAGUAAAUGAAUAUACAUUCAACUGUGUGAGUGACCACUGAAAUGUGGGGCUAUUUCUGUUGGCCCAUUGAGAUGCUGAGCUCAGAACUGGUUGGCUCCCUUUCUUUAGUGAGAAAGGACUUGCUACCCUAAAACAGCAUGGCCACUCGGAGAUGGUGAGUCAGACUGUCAAGAAUGAGAGGAAAUGGAUGAAUUGGAGCAGGCAGCUCAGAUUUAUCAUAUUCUUUAAGACAAUCCGUCGAGACUGUGGCAUUUGCAUAAAAGUUGAGAAAUGCAGUGAUAAGGGACAUUAGAGGAUCAGGUAUCAGAACAGAGGGAAGUACAGCUAGGCAAAAACAAACAAAAACAAAAAACAAAAAACAAACAAACAAAAAAAGGAUGCUCUAAGACCUGGGUAGCAAAACCCUUUCUGGUGAUUGGAGUAUGGUGUGGAGAUGUGUCUCCUCUCUGUCUCUGUCUCCGUCUCUGUCUCUCUCUCCUUCUCUCUCCCUCUCCCUCUCUCUCUCUCUCUCUCUCUCUCUCUCUCUCUCUCUCUCUCUCUCUCUCUCUCUCUCUCUCUCCCUAGUUGUUAAGAUGCUACUAUUUGACAUAAUGAUUUGUGGUAAUCCUAAGACCUAAGCAUUAUUUAUUUUCCCCCUUAGGCGCAUAAGGCUAUCAGAGCACACACAGCUAAGGUGUUAGUGCUGGCCCUACAUGGUUCCAAGGCCUGAGCACUGGGCUAUGCUGCUUUCCCUGAGGACAGACAUGGGGAAGAUUAUAUUUCCACUUCACUUGAGUUCAUUAUCUAUAUUUGCUUGGUGUGCAUGUGCAGCUCCUGUCCUUGAUGUACUUGGAUAUUUCCUAACUAGUAUUAUAUGAAAUUUGGUUUCUGAACAGAUUUCACCUGGUUCCUCAUUGGCAUGCUAAGGCCCAAAACAUUCUGAAAUAAACUAGAACAGACUCAUUUGAGGACUAGAGCAGAAGUCUGAAAUAAUCAGGUGGCAGAAAUUACUGUAAGAAUGAGCUUAAGAAAAUAUAAAAGCUGACCCCGGUUUCUUUUUUUUUUUUUUUUUUUUUUUAAGAUUUAUUUAUUAUUUAAGUAAGUCCACUGUAGCUGUCUUCAGACACUCCAGAAGAGGGAGUCAGAUCUCGUUACGGAUGGUUGUGAGCCACCAUGUGGUUGCUGGGAUUUGAACUCCGGACCUUCGGAAGAGCAGUCGGGUGCUCUUACCUGCUGAGCCAUCUCACCAGCCCCCUGACCCCGGUUUCUAAACCCUAAACCAAAGAAUGAAAUACCCACCGGGUGUGGUGGCGCACGCCUUUAAUCCCAGCACUUGGGAGGCAGAGGCAGGUGGAUUUCUGAGAUCGAGGCCCAGCCUGGUCUAAAAAAGUGAGUUCCAGAACAGCCAGGGUUAUACAGAGGAACCCUGUCUCAAAAAAAAAAAAAAAAAAAAAAAAAAGAAAUACCCACAAAUGCCCUGCAAAACAUUUACUUCCCGAAGUAUUUGUAUCCCAAAGGCAGCAUCUUCCAGCAUAGAUACUGUUCUCAAAGUCUAGGUGCUCAAUGGAAAAGGAGACCAAGUAAAUUGCCCAAAGCACUAUGGUUAUCUGGGGAAGCAUCCUGGAGGAGGUAGCCUUCGGUAAUACCUUUAAAUUAAAGACAGCUUAGAUACAAACUAGACAAAAGGGUAUGUCAGUUGAAGAAGAUGUGCAACCAGGAAGGAGUGUGGAUGUAGUGACAAAGAUACUACUAUUUAAGAUUAUUUAAAUGCUAAUACAUUCACAUGCAAUUUUAAAGACUGUUUAAUAUUAAUGGUUUUUAAGCCAAAGUGGCUUGGUUGACAACUGUGUUAGCGCUUUUCCUCUUUGCUAUGACAUUGUACCCCAUGGUCGUGUGAGUCAGGAGUUGGGAAGGAUUUGGCUGAAUGGCUCUAGUUUCCAUGCGUCAUGAGGUUGCCGUUCAAGCAGCAACUAUUGAGCAGUAAGAAUGGAACAUAUGGAAUUCCUGUCUCUGGCCCCUUCCCACAGAGUAGAGCGGGCUUCCUCUUAGGAUGGCAGCCGCAAGCCAGUCAAGUGCCUGCAUGCUAGACAAAGCUGCCUGCCUACCUAUUAGGCUAGGUAAACAUGGAGUUGUAGCUCAAUAGCAGGGCAUAUGCUUAGUUUGCACAAGGCACGUGAGGUUUAUUUCCACCACCAAGCUGCAUUGCUUUCAUCUGGUUUUGUUUUGCGCAUAUAUAUUAUUCUUUGAGAAUUUCACAUCAUACAUUUUAAUUAUGUUCAGCCCCAUUUCUUCCCCAGCCCCUCCUAGGUCCAGCCCCCACCUCCCUACCCUCUCAGCUUCAUGGCUUCCUUUUUUUUUCUUUUCUUAUAACCAAUCAAGUCUACUUCUGCUACUAAUAUAUUCCUGGGUUUGGUGCAUUCUGCUGGAGUGUCGUCAGCCCAACAAGAGCCACCCUCUUCAAGUAUAGAGAAUAAGUGUCAAUAGAAUACUCGACACAACUGGGGCAUCUCUCUCCCUUCCCCUCCCCCUCCCCUCCCUCUCUCUCUCUGGGCCUCUCUCUCUCUGGGCCUCCCUCUCUCUGUGCCUCUCUCUCUCUCUCUCUCUCUCUCUCUCUCUCUCUCUCUCUCUCUCUCACACACACACACACACACACUCCAAGACUCAGGGACCAUUGCAGAAGAGGGGACAAAAUGUAAGAGCCAGACAUCAGGGAGGAGUGUCACUGUAUAUGACAGGACUACCAUAAUUAUGAACUCACAACAGAGAGGCUGCCUGCAGAGUCAACAUUCUUCAUAGAGCUUAAAGGGGUUCACAAGCCCCCACUUUUUUCUAACUGAGGAACUAUGGUCAAUUGGCUCCCGGGGGAAGGAGAGUUAGUUUUCAUGACAUUGCCUUGUAUAGUGAAGCUUCUUUUGUCCCUAGAAUUAACAAACUGAAACUGAAACGAUGCUAAAUGAUGCUGGGCCCAUUUAGAUUCAGAGGACACAUCAGACUCUGCCACUUGAUUGGAAAGCACCCAGCGACUAGAAUAUAUGGGAUAAGAGACAUGGUCUGUCAUGUCCACCUUUAGAAAACAUAACCUACAACAUGAAAAUUUCCUGGAAGACCCUCACAUGACAUUUAUCAUUUACUGGGGACGGCCAGUCAAUUUCCACCAAAUCACUCUACAAAAGGGGUCUUGUCUGCAUUUUAGAAAGAAGAAAAAGGAUGUUCAGAGCCACGCUGACUAGGGACAGUCAGCACCUGCUAUAUGCUGUGCCCUGGAGAUGCAUCAGGCCAGAUUUUCUCUUUCAUUCACUAAAACUGGGUUAAAUGACCGGCAUGAUCAGGUAGAAUGGCUUGAAUCCAAUCCCAGGACUGUCUAUUCUGCUCUCGUAGCCAUUUCUGACACCACUCACAUCCCUCUGGGGUCUUAGUCCUAUCUGGACCCAAGUCAUGACAUCAAUCCCAUGCGGUGCUUUGGAGCAAAUUAAAGGUAGCAACAACAACAGCCUCACCCUGUGGCAAACAGCCUUUUUCCAUUGCUCACCCCAAGCGAUUGCUGCCACUUGCAUUGCGCCGAGAUGACUGAAAGCAGUAUGAAAAAUGGCUUCUGAGAUUGGCCGUGGCACUGACUUGGCAGGGAACACUGUAAUAAUCACCUCUGGAUAGAUUAUUCUGGAGCCCUCAGAUCAGUUUCCUGUCAGGGGCUGCUUUCGUUCUGGGAAGUCUUAAGAAACAGCUCCCCUGUCUUCCAAACAAGAAGUCUCCAGUCUCAGACCUCUCUUAUUUAAGGAGUUGCAGACCUUCCACAAUGAAGCAAAACCAAACUAAUCUAAGGCUGAAAGCCUGGUAAACUUCAUAUGGCUUUGACAAGGAGAUCUCCAUGCAGAACAUCUUAUAGAGUUGCCUAAGAAUAGCAAGACACAAACAUCGACACUCAUUAAACUCGUAAUAAAUGAGAAGAGGGGAGGAAGAAAGAAAAGACUGGCAGAGAGAGGAGUCAGAAUGAAGAAGGAAGUCAGAAGGGAGAAAGAGAAAAGGGAAGGCAGGAAAGCAGAUGGUGGAUGGAUCUCAGUUUACCCACAUAGAAGAAUAGAAAGAAGAUGGGAGGGUGUAGGAGAAGAAAAGCUUGUACCACUAUGCCUCCCCACAGACUCCCUGACUCAAUCUCUGAUGCUCCAUGAUGACCUAGCAGCUCUUAGUCUUAAGAAAAAAAAUAUUUUCCAUGCAACAAUACAGUCACUAUCCUACCAAAAGUUCAUAGACCCACCCCCCCCCCAAAAAGAAUCUACUCUGUCUUUACUCCCUCAGCAGAGCCACAUGUUCAAGUCUGAGCCUGUCCUAGACUCCAGAGUGCCCAGAAAUUACAUUGGCAUCUUCUUGUGUUGGUAUCAAGCCUAUGGUACUGUCUAUGUAGGUCAAGACCUGUAGGUGUAAGAUUGAGAGCCGCUAGGUCAUCGUGAAGCAUCAGAGACUGAGUCAGGGAGUCUGGAGGAAGACCAGCUUCUCUUCUACAGGCUCCCAUCUUCUUUCUACUCUUUUAUGUGGGUAACCAGUCUUUCUACUGGUUAAAUUCCCAAUAAACUAGAACAGCAGUUCUCAACCUGUGGGGCGUGGACCCCUUUGGAAAACCCCUAUGUCCAAAACGUUUACAUUACAAGUCAUAACAGUAGCAAAUUUUCUACUCUGUGACACCAGUGUAUUUUCUAUUUAUUUUCCUUCGAGAAGGGUUUGUUAAGCCUUCAGCCAUGCACUGCCGCCGUUCAUGUAGCUUGGUUCCAUGUUGUGGAAACAAAAGGUAGAAAACAGUAAACAGAUGUGUAGCAGAAAACAACUUGUAGAACAUUCCAGAGCACAGUGAGUAGAAUGUGAGGCUCCUGGUGGUGGUGUUGGGGGGAUAAGAUCAUCUAAAACCCCUGGUUCUGAAAUAGAUUUUGUUUUGUUUUGCUUUGUUUUAACAGUUUUGGGUCCACAACAAAACUGAAGUCAAGGGGCAGUAUCUUUUGAUCUCCACAACACACAGCCUUCCACAUUGUCAGCAUCUGAAAGCUGUACUCAUUAUAACAGGUUAUCUUUCAACACCACACCCUGGUUCAGAACUCAUGUCAGGGUUAACACUUGGCGCUAUAUGUUCAAUGAGCUUCCACAAUUACAUCAUGAUAGCAAUGAAUGAGAGUUUUCCUUGCAUAUGGUCUUUCUUUGCAUAACCAGUCUUUCUAGUGGUUAAAGUGCCAGUAGACUAGCUAGAGCAGUAGUUCUCAACCUGUAGGUCCCAGACCCCCUUUGUCAAACCCUUAUCUACAAAAAUAUUACAUUACAAUUCAUAACAGCAGCAAAAUUUCAGUUAUGAGGUAGCAACAAAAAUAAUUUUAUGGUUGGGGGAAUCACUAUAACAUGAAGAACUACAUUAAAAUGUCCUGAGUGUCCCAGGUCACCAUGUAUCCACACCACACAAAGCACUAUCAAAGUGUGUCUUCUUUGCCCCGGCUAUCUGUGAAUUUGAAGACUUAAAUAAAAUGUAGAAACACUGAAAAUAUAAUAAAACCCACAUGCAUUAGUCUGUUGACAAAUAAGUUAGCAUGUGAAGAUGCAAUUCAUAUAUGUUGGAGCUGUGAUACUUUACCAGUUUUUAUGGAACAGUGGUCAUAUGAAUGACCUUAACUUGUUCAAAGAAAAUAAUUGAGUUCAAGAUGCCUUGUCUAUUAAAAAUUGGCCAUAAAUCAUCGUCUUACUGAUUCGUUGCCAUGGGAUUAAGUGCAAUGUACAAAAUGCCUAGGACAGGGUCUAACACUAAGUACUAAGAAUAUUGAUGUGUAGUCAUGAGAACAAUCAUGAUAAUGGUGCUGAUUUAUGGAUUAGGGGAAGGAACGGGGGAAGAUAUCUGAAUUCCUCAGGCAUAUAUUUGUCAUAUUGCUCAUGAAGAUGAUGUCAUGCUUCAAGGUGAACUCAAAGGCAACCUGUACAUGAGACCCGAAGAGGUCAUCAUCGUAUGAUUAUGGUACAUUGAGACGUGUUAUAAUGCAUCAGUUAUCCUUACACUGGGUCUUCCUGUGUAUCACGGGCUGACCCCAAGCGUGUAAUCCUCCUGUCUCCUCUGCUUGAGUGCUGGAAUUACAGGCAUCACCAUGCAUGGUUAUACUAGAUCUAUUUAUAAAAGUGGUGCGGUGACAUAGAUAGGAGAAUCAUAAGAGUAAAGAGCUACAGUCAAUAGCUGAACAACCCUUAGAAACGAACUGUAUUCAGCCAGACAUAGGCAUUGUAAGGAUGGAUAUUCCAGGCACAGAAAUCUGACUAUAAACAAAAUCAUGGAGACCAUGUCACAGGAAAAGACACAGACAAAACAGAACCAAGCAGUUGAAGCAAUGAGGCAAGAGAGAAAAUUCCCUGAAGCCAGUUAUAAUAAACCUUUAUAAUAAACCUCCAGUGUAUGACAUGUGGGGAUUUUAUCCAAAAGGGGAUGAUUUUCUAUUAAAGCCUUUAAGUCGAGAAGUUAUAUGAUGUAAUGCCUGAGUUUGAUGCAUAUGCACAGUGACGGCAGGGUAGAAAAUGAAUCUGAAGGGAGGAGGCAGAGCCUUGAAGACCAGGCUUGCAUACUUGGAGUGGCUUGGUUAUAGCCAAGACCCUGUGGCUUAGAAAGGUGGCUGGUAGCUUUGUUAAGACUGCAUGGUUUAUUUUAGGGGCUUCAGGAAAUGAACAGAGAGGAGAAAGAUACACAUGACAUGGGGUAAAAUGUGACACUGAGUAGUCUAUCUAGAACAGUAUAGAUGGCACAAAGAAGGAACUUUCUACAAACCCAAGAUUUAUUUGUUUUUUCAUUUAUGCUUCCCUGGUGACACGAACGAAGCUAAAUCUUUGGUAUUAUCACAAUUCCAAAUUUAUUUAAUAGUUUCCUGUUCUACUUAGAAGAUACUAAUUCAAUGAUGCUAUGGACUUAGAACCAAGUGAAUAUAAAAUCCUUUUCUAUUCAUUUAUUUUUGUUAUUGCACUUGUUCUAUUAUUCCAUUGUUUGUUACAUUUAUUAUAUGGGCACACAUGCCAGGGCACAUGUGUGGAGAUUAGGGGACAACUUGGGGGAGUCAGUUCCAGAGAUCAAACUCCGGGUGUCAGGCCAGCACCAAGUACCUUAGCCCAAUGAAUCAUCGUGCUGUCCACAAAUUCUUCCUGUAACGUUUCUAGGCAAUACAGACACAUGUAUUACCAAAGAAUGAAUUCUAACCCAACAAUGGCUACGUAUAAUCCAGGGUGAGGCUAUCUAAUGUGGUAAUCACUAGAUCUGAAUACAUGUGACUACUGAGGGCUUCGAAUGUGACUUUGACUAUUCCUGUGGUGUGAUAUAAACAUAAAAUACAAAUUAAAAGUCAGACAUAGAAAAAGGAAUACAUAAUAGUCUAUCAGUGUUUACUAAUUACAUGUUGAAAUCAUAUUUUGAAUAUAUUCUAAAGAUAAUUUCACUAUUUUUUUCUUUACGGUGGCUACUAUAAAUUUUAAGAUUAUGUAUAUGGUCCCUAUCCUAAUGAUUUCUAUUGAUGAAUGCUUAUCUACGAAAUUCAAAUUAUUCAGGUAAUCGAUGUAUGUUUUCCUAUUAUAAUUCCUUGCCCACUCACAGGUCCAGUCCCCUGAUUAUUUUCUAAUAUAUCCCAAUGUGUCCUCAUUGCUAUUAAGAAAGUAGUUACUCCGGCAGCUGUCACAACAGGCUGUACGGUAUUUACUACACCUGCAGGGUGAGACAUAAACACCAUUCUGUCAUUCCACUUAGAUUUUCCUCGCACAUAUCUGGUCUUUGCAAGUCAGAGCACGGAAGGCCUGAUGACUGCUAAUUCCUCACUGGCUUCUCUAAAGAGGGUAAUAGCAGUCCCUACCGGUUCACUUCAAAGGGUUGCACGGGUAGAUAGUUACCUUGGCAUUAGCAAAGGCAGCUCUAAAGGCACUCCACCCAUCUACUGACCACUUCUUUAGCGUUGGUCAUGGGCUCAGUUUCCCUUGGGAGACGUGGAUGGAGGGUCAAGGAGGGGAACUCAGAGGCUGCAGUUACUGACUAUUCCCAAAGAAAAGCGAGGAUCCUUUUCAAGUCCAGCCCAGAGCUUGCGGCAGGCAAGGCCCAGCUAACUUGGGAGCCUGGAGGGACCAGAGGCCACCCCUGCAUAAAAAUCAUCUUGGCAUCUUGUGAACUAGACCAACAGGCUGGGGUUUUGUAAAUCUGGUCAUUUUGCAAAGAGCCUCGCUACAUUCUCAGACAUUUCUCAGUGGCCCCUGGGCAUUAUUCAGCAAGACAAGGCAUAUGUAAAUCAGGUAAACUGGAACAGAAUGGAAUGGGGUGAAAGGUUAAGGUUUCACUUUCCAUACCAAGCUUGGAGCUUUUCCUUGGCCACCAUAUGUCUUUGAAGUGGUAGGGGAAGGGUGUAGACAGAUCAGGUUUGGGGUGAUGUAGGGUGGGAGGUGGCUGAAGACCCCUCAAGUCCAACUACCUUUUGACUCCUAGAAUUAAGUGAUGUGGCAACAGUAACAAACACUACAGCCUUUAGAAUUUGCGCAUGUGUUAUAAAGCUAUAUGAGACUUUUCAACUCUGGGUUCAGACACUUAUCUGAAACCGUUCAGUCCUUAAUCUCAAGAAAGCUACCGUCGUUACACCCUGAGAAAUCUCUUCUUGAACAGCAUUUAAGGGGUUCUGUGCCCAUGGCCGAAAAGGCUGUCCCCAAACGAAAAUUCCGGAAAAGGUUAAUUGUCAGAGUCUGAUGUUUUGAGUAUCUUUGAGGAUGUAGAUGAUGCGUGGGGGUUUGGGCUGGGGACCUAAGGUGAGGGAGCGUUGCUGUUGGAUCAGUUUAAUUAUACAAUGGAGCCAGGAGAGUCGGGUGAUGGGAUUGCUAAUUCCUUUUAGAAGGAACAAACUGCAUAUUAAAAAGCUCAACAAAUAUUCAAAAAAAAAGGAGGAAAAAAAAAAAAAAAACCAGCAGCUCAGGCGGUGACUGAGAGUUCCAGACUUCUCUAUGGUUGAGUCCUUGGGAUCCUCCCAAGCUGAGCCUGUGGAGCUGAGCUGCGGGGCGGCUGAGUCUCAAGACUCCCAGAGCUUGGGGCUGGUCAAGUGCAGGUCCAGGGUCUGGGUUGGAUCCCCAGGCUACUUUCUGUUUCACUUCGAGAUGUUCCUUGCUUCCCAAACCGGUGGCCUCCCAAUUCCAGUGAAAGGCUGGACUCCUUGGAGACCUCCGGCUCUGUGAAGCCGAGGAAGUGGAGAGGCUGGCAGCCAUGCGUUCCGACUCGCUGGUCCCAGGUACGCACACCCCGCCCAUCCGGAGGAGGAGUAAGUUUGCCAACCUGGGGAGGAUUUUCAAACCCUGGAAAUGGAGGAAGAAGAAAAGUGAAAAGUUCAAGCACACGUCAGCAGCUCUGGAAAGGAAGAUUUCGAUGAGGCAGAGCAGAGAGGAGCUGAUCAAGAGAGGGGUCUUGAAGGAGAUCUACGAUAAAGAUGGAGAACUCUCUAUAUCAAAUGAAGAUGACUCCCUGGAGAACGGACAGUCCCUGAGCUCCAGCCAACUCUCUUUGCCUGCUCUGUCGGAAAUGGAGCCUGUCCCAAUGCCCAGGGACCCAUGCUCAUAUGAGGUGCUCCAAGCUUCAGACAUUAUGGAUGGACCAGAUCCUGGCGCCCCUGUGAAAUUGCCUUGUCUGCCAGUGAAACUGUCGCCUCCGCUACCUCCAAAGAAAGUCCUGAUCUGUAUGCCUGUAGGGGGGCCAGAGCUCACUCUGGCAUCCUAUGCAGCCCAGAAGAGCAGCCAGCAGGCCGUGGCCCAGCACCACCACACCGUCCUACCAUCCCAGAUGCAGCACCAGCUGCAGUAUGGCAGUCACGGCCAGCAUCUCCCAUCCUCCACCGGCACCUUGCCCAUGCACCCCUCAGGCUGCAGGAUGAUCGACGAGCUGAACAAGACACUCGCCAUGACGAUGCAGAGGCUGGAAAGCUCCGAGCAACGAGUCCCCUGUUCCACGUCUUACCACAGUUCUGGUUUGCACUCAAGCGACGGCAUCACAAAAGCAGGACCCAUGGGCCUUCCGGAAAUAAGACAAGUGCCAACUGUUGUGAUUGAAUGUGAUGACAAUAAGGAAAAUGUGCCUCAUGAACCCGACUAUGAAGACUCGCCCUGCCUGUAUGGCCGGGAGGAGGAGGAAGAGGAGGAAGAUGAAGAUGAUGACGCCUCUUUGUACACCAGCUCACUGGCCAUGAAGGUGUGCAGGAAGGACUCCUUAGCCAUCAAACUCAGCAACAGGCCCUCUAAGCGAGAGCUAGAAGAAAAGAACAUCCUCCCCAGACAGACGGAUGAGGAACGGCUGGAGCUCAGACAGCAGAUUGGCACCAAGCUCACCAGGCGGCUGAGCCAGAGACCAACUGCAGAGGAACUGGAACAGAGGAACAUUUUGAAGCCUCGGAAUGAACAAGAAGAACAGGAGGAGAAGCGGGAAAUCAAGAGGAGGCUGACUCGCAAGCUCAGCCAAAGGCCCACAGUGGAAGAACUCCGGGAGAGGAAGAUCCUUAUCCGCUUCAGUGACUACGUGGAAGUGGCAGAUGCCCAAGACUAUGACCGAAGGGCAGACAAGCCAUGGACCCGCCUCACCGCUGCAGACAAAGCUGCCAUUCGGAAGGAACUCAAUGAGUUUAAAAGUACCGAGAUGGAAGUCCACGAGUUAAGUAGACACUUAACCAGGUUUCAUCGACCUUAACAGUGGGAUUACUCUUGAGUGCUCUGCUGUCUUCAAAACAUAAAUUUCUAAGAACCAUAAGUGCUGGCGUCUGUCCACUUCCCCGUUACCAUGUAAAUCCGAACUGCCUUUUUUUAAAAAAGAGAGAAAGAAAGAGAGAAAGAAAGAAAGAAAGAAAGAAAGAAAGAAAGAAAGAAAGAAAGAAAGAAAGGAAAAAGGAAGAAGAAAGGAAAGGAAACACAGCCAGGAUUCUGUGUGCAGGAACACCAUGGUGAGCACUCCUCAGCAUUGCUGGCACCACUUCUGCUACAGAAAGGUGACCCGGCCCCCCGAGACAGGGACCUACCUGAGGAUUGUCCAGAAACCGCCUUGUCCCCUCCAUCCAGACCCAGCAAGCACCACAUUGGUUCAGUCUUCGGUGAACCCCUUCCUCACAAGGGACUGUUGCCUGAGUCCAAAGAAGCCCAGGGCUUGACAUGGGAAUGGCUAGGGUGACAGUCAUAAUCCAACUGUCCUUCUAGACGUGGUCAGACACAUGGGCUCCAGAUGGGGCAUCUGCUUUGGGGGCCCUUGGGAAGGGGGUGACGACCUCUCAGUCUCCUCCACACAUACACAGGCACACCCACGCACGAACAUGUGCACACACAAACACACAUGCUUUCUCUUCAGAUUUGUCCUGGAGGAGCCUGUGUUGGCACUUCAGUCAUACCCAUGUGUGCUGUGGGCAUAGGAGGCUAAACCUGAGCGUCCACUUUGACCCCCAUCCCAAACUGAACUGCCUUCCAGAAGACUCUGGUAGGGAUAGUAGACAUCUGCUCAGUUCACAUUCAUUGACCAGUUUGUGUUCACAAAGCCCAGGGCAAUGGGUGAUCUAAUGCUUUAAUGCCCUUGCCAAGGUUCCCUGUGAUAUUCAUGAGUGUGAACUGACCAGGGAGCCAUCAACCCCAUGGGCCACAGUUUUCUUUGACCCUGUAGCACACCUGGGCCAGUGGUGAUGUGGCUUGGUAGUUGAUAGCUUCUGAGUACCAGUGUAUGGAGGCCAGUGCAGGGGACCAAUAUCCCACUGUCAUUCCAGAGCCUUCCACUCUUCUGUCUUUGCAACUGAAGAGUUUCUGCAGAGAGAUGCACAUCUCAGCAGGGCUAGCACUGGGUCAAACUUUGCUAGCCAUGACUACCUGUAGUGUCCCUUACUGCCCCACUUACCCAGAGAGACCCUGCUCUCUCUCUCUCUCUCUCUCUCUCUCUCUCAGAAUAUGCCUCCAGGCACCCUGUUGACAGGGCCCCCUAAAGGUUGAGUGUGUACUGAGGGAAGGGCACCCUAGAUCCUAAGGCGGUCUUCUACAGGGCUGUUUUUCUCCCUAACCAAGCUCACAGACCCUUGGGUGCAAGGUUUCUGCCGCAACCCCCGUGGUGUGCCCAGCUUUCGGAGUCACUACGGUGUCACUAAGUAACACACCUGGCAUUUAGAAAGAUGCCAGCUGGCUAGCCUGACCAACCACAAAGGAGUUAUCCCCUUGUCAAACUGGUUGGGACCAUGGUACUUUUAGGAUACAGCCGAAACAAGGCCAUUCAAUUCUCCGGAGCGUUAAUGGCUCCGUGACCAGUUGCUAACCCAGGAACCAGAGUUACAGGAAAGCUUAGAUUAGCCCUACAGGUAGCGCCAUGCAGCUGCUGCUAUCCUGGUACCGUCUGGAUGGGGCACACCUCUGUCCAGACCAAAGACAACACCAUGACUGGGUCUUUCUGUCAUCGCUGUCAUCAUCAUCAUCAUUAUUUGAAUGUCAAGAGAGGUAUUCAGGGGAAAUGUGGUGGGGAUUUUAACAUGGCUGUAAAUAUGGUCUUCCCAAAAGGCUUACUGACUUUUGAAUGUGUACAUGGUAGGAGGAAAGAUGCAGAAAUCUUUCCUUGACCUUCCCUAGGGUGAAGGAUAGGCACAUGUUCUAGGUGGAGGUCCCUGCCCUGCAGGCCUGAGGUCUGAACUUCCUCUAAUUAGCAGCUGUGCUGCAGGCUGCUGAGGUGGCCUGGCCUGACAGGCCUUCCCCAACCAGGAAGAGUCCUAAAGAACUCCUCCCACAAAAGCCCAUGGCUUCCCCACCGGCCUUGGUUCUAGGGCCCUUCUGAUUGCCUGGGAACAGAAAUCCCAAACUCACCUCCGUCUCUGCUGCCAGCCAGCAGCCUUCCUUGUUCCCUGCCAGCUUGCCCUGAGAUGGCCCACCUCUUUACAUAUGGAAGAAACUGGACAGGAUGCCCACAUGGCUUCCUUCGGGGUACCCUUUUGCAGAAGUCACUUGCUCAGAGUUAGGGGUGUGCCUCUCAUGCUCCUAAAAGGUUACCACCUUUGGGGCUGGGCUAUCUCAAGGCCACGAUAAGUGGUUCUUAGCCAGGCUCAGCAGCCUCCCCAGCUGUAGGAUGGGACUUCUGCUCUCCUGAAAACCUGGGCUCAGGCUUCAGGGAGCUGUAACUACACACUUCCCCCACUUUGUGAGGACAACUGAAGUGACUUGAGUAGUUUCCAAAGUUGACAAUUUGACAUUAAUUAGGGGGAAAUAGAAGGCAAGGGAGUUGGCUUGAGACAUCCCUUUCUGGAAAAGCUGCAGUUUUCAAGUGAGUUCAUCUUGAGCCUAGACAGUCCCAUCUGAGUACCAUGGAGUUCGGGUUAGCAAGAAAGGAGAAAACUAAAUGUGUCAGAUCUUACGUUUUUUUUUUUUCUCUCAAAAUCAGGCACUGCUGGACCCCCACCCCCAUCCCUGUCCGCUUCCCCGACAGAAGAGCCUGCCAUAAAUAAACUGGCUCUUCCAAAAUCCUGAUCACUUCAUUCCCCAGACCCCUUCAAGGCCCUGCCAGGUUUUUAGAACGGGAGCCUUUCUGCCCGUAGAGAAACCAAACGACUCCAGGGUCAGUGUGAGGAGAUACUCCUAGUUUCUUUUUCUCCUGCUUAUGAACAUGUAUGCGUACUUUUGGAAUGAGCAUCGUGAUGUGUCACUCCGAUGAAUGGGAUCCCAGGUUCUCCCUGCGCACGGCCAGUGGGCAGGUGUCACCUUUGGUGACUUCUUCCUCCCAUGAGUCUCUAAGUAGGUUGCUUUCUCCAAUUGCUUCCUGGUGUCUGUACAUAGUUCGUCUUUGUAUAGGAGUGAUUGUGGUGACCGUCGCUCCCGCGCCCUCCCGGGUUCUAACUUAACAGAUGACGGCCGUAUGAAGAAGAUACUGUACAUAGACUAUAAAUGAAACUGGAUCUCUGUGGCCUAGGUUUUGUAUAUACAGAAACUGCAUGGUAUUUAAAUUAUUGUUUCUCUCUGAUGAUGUAUGCAGUUUCUUUAAAAACAAACCAAAAAAAAAAAGUUUAAAAAAAAAAAAAA
Molecule: messenger RNA, 17175 nt
Organism: Mus musculus (house mouse)
Lineage: Eukaryota; Metazoa; Chordata; Mammalia; Rodentia; Muridae
Gene: Phactr1
Product: phosphatase and actin regulator 1
Exons: 12
Coding region: 12374-13840 (488 amino acids)
Biological process (GO): stress fiber assembly; actomyosin structure organization; cell motility
Cellular component (GO): nucleus; synapse; cytoplasm
Source: RefSeq, a predicted model, not a curated record